Sitodiplosis mosellana (orange wheat blossom midge) is the source of this 4130-nucleotide messenger RNA. RefSeq names its product zinc finger MYM-type protein 2-like. The transcript has 6 exons. Lineage: Eukaryota; Metazoa; Arthropoda; Insecta; Diptera; Cecidomyiidae. The coding region runs from base 1442 to 3322 and encodes 626 amino acids. The record is from RefSeq and is a predicted model, not a curated record.
CUCACGCAGUUCAGUAGCGUUCAAACGAUUCAGGCAGCGACACAAAGGCACCCGCACACAUACGUUUGGCACUGGGGCGCGCUCGUUUGCACCACACACAAAAUCGACGACGAACAUGCGAUGUAUUCAGAACCAUGCACAAUCCAUUUCGCAUACAACCAAAAAAAGAAACACGACGACAGCAACAGCAACAGCAACAGCAAUCACUCAUCAGUUCUAUCGAUGUGUAUCAUUUUUGACAGAGAAUUGUUUUCGUUGAUGUGUCGUUAGCAUGAAGAAAACAUUUGAGACUAAGACAAGGGCAGCGUGCGCCAAUAUACGCACAGCCAUCAAUAUUGUAUCGUUCAAUCGCCCGUUUGAAUAAUUGCUUUUAUAUCGACCGCAUUUCUUGAUUCGAUGGAAUGAUAGCGACUAAGAAUCAUAAUCAAUUUUGAAUGGAAAAUUCUACUGUCUUUCGUUCGUUCGUUCGUUCGUUUGGAAUAGUGAUGCAAAAAUGCGAAUUUGUCAUGCGACACCAAUUGGCAAAAUUUAUUUCGAAAAUAAUACCGAAAAAACACGAUUUCACAAUCAUGGAAAUUAUGAAACGACUAUUCAUUCCGUGCUGCGAAUUAUAUGCAAAUGCAUUACGAAUCAAUUAAUCUGAACUGGCAUUUCCGGUUUUUCGUCUACCUAGAUUUACAUUAAUUGUUUGGUUCAAGCCGUAGAGAGAGGCAAAAAGGCUGUAUCUGCGCUUUGUUCAGUUGAAAGUGCUUUUGUUUUGUUCAACAACAAAAAAAAAAAACGAAAACGAAAAAUACAAACGAUCUAUAAAUCACGGUCUCGGAUCAAUCAGUAUAGAAUACAAUGGAUCGAGCACAUGGGUGCAGCUCAACCGAUUUAAACGUACACAAAACAUUCUGUGUCACCACAUAAUGAGAAUCACUUCACACAGAGCGCACCGCGCACACAAUCGCAUCCAUUCUCUCCGUGUCACAUCAACCGAUCUAAAUGACCGUUUUGAAUCUACGCUUUGCACCAAUUAUGUGUUUUUUCGUUGUUCAACCAUCGCUUUCGACAUAUCACAAUGCCUUUGACACUGCACAUUUCAAGACCACUUUCAGUAAAACUGUUUAUUUUUCCGCCUGAUUCUUUCUUCGGUGUAUACAAAAUUCAAACAGCGAUACAUAGUAAUCCAGCAAGAUUGUUUUGACAGUUAGCAUAGCGCUGUAUCGAAAUUUCCAUAGCAUCACUUCAAACUGACAAGACCGUUAAUAUAAACAAUUCAUAAAAGUCAUUGCUUUGCCGAAUUCUAUCUUUCGUGUUUGAUCUGUCAGUUUGUGUCGCGGUUUGGAAGGAAAAACAGUUGCGUCUCUUCGAGAAGGAACGGGAGAAAAGCAGUGUUCCAUUGUGUUUGAAACACAUUUUCAAAGCAGAAAAAAACAACAUUGAACCAAUUUCGGAAAUGUCUCAAAUCAAUCUCAAUUACUGUACACAAUGCAGUCAAAUUGACAUAGAGCGUGUUUAUAAUUGUCGUUGGUUAAAUUUCAAUUUUUGCCGUUUAAAGUGUUUGCAGCAAUAUAUCGAUCGAAUUGCACCUAAUUGUGAUGUAUGUAAGAAACGAUUGAACAACGAUCGCAUACAUUUGCGAGACGAUGUGAAAAACUGCUAUGCCUUCGUUUGUGAUGAAUGUUUUGAGGAACGUACACCAUUGGCGUUUAGGUGUUAUUGUUGCGCGAAUAAAUGCUAUAAAGGAUUUGAAAAAACUUGGGAUUUGACAACGAGCGGGCUGAUUUCGAAAUACGUAUGUUCGGAUGAAUGUAGAUCGUUGUCGUUGACUUCGGGUGGGCAAAGAAAGAGGCUGGCCUCAUGCUCAGAAUGCGAUGGCCAGGCAACAUGUGUUCGAACCGUUCAAAAUGGGAUAUUUCAGUCGAUUUGUUGUGCAAAGUGUUUGGAUACGGUUGAGAACAAGCAGACGGAAAAAUUCGAAACUUGUUACCAUUGUUCAUCAAAAUUCACAAACGACUGUCAAAACGCGUACAUCAUCCGUGAAGGUGGUACCGGCAAAGAGUUCUGCACUGAAUUGUGCAUGCAAUCAUAUUUGCGCGAGGAUUCUGCGACUGCAAUCUGUUGUAUUUGCCGUCAUCGUAUGCGAUUCUAUGAUUGCAUUCGUCGCAAGUGUGACGAUCGUUGUUUUUGUUCAUUGAAAUGUGCAACAUCGGCUGAAACUAGUAUCGAACUGCUCAGGCGUAACGAUGAAAGGUGCUAUUUGAAAAAUCUCAAUCUGAAAUGUGCAACAUGCAAUCCAGAAUUGGAAUUCGAUGACUCAAUUGAAGAUUAUAUUUUGUUGGAUAAAUCGACGUCGGUAGCGGCGGUAACCGCAAGUGAUCAAGUUUCGAAUGGGGAAUACAGCACAGUGAAUGGGCGAUCUGGCAACGAAAUGGUGAUUUUGAAUCAAAUCAGAACAUAUGAUGAUCUCGAGGGAUUAAUAACCGCUCCCGAAGUACGAGAAUGCACGCCGAUUCAACGAUGCGGCCACUGUCAACGUAUCAUUAAGCGGACACAAUCAUUUAUGCAGUGGGGCUAUUUAGAGUUUUGCAAUAACAUUUGCUACGAACGAUUCAUGUACGAUGACCGCUAUCGAUGUGGUUCAUGUUCCAAUGAUUGUGGCUCAUGUAUCGGUCCCAAUGUUCACAUCAUUGGCAAUCGAAUGUACUGCUUCUGCAGCGAAAUGUGCGAGAAAACGUUUUUCGGUUUGAUGAAAUUCUGCCGAUUUUGCCGAAAUACCAUCACUACCAUGAAUCAUUCUGAUGGAUUCUGUCAAUCCACCUGUCGUACGCGAUUCAAAGAACUCUAUGAAAACUGCGGAGAAUUCACCGAGAAAUCGUGCUACCAAUGCCUGUUGACGAAGCCAGUGGAUAUUUUUCUUCAAGUUAAUGGCGUGAUGCAUACAUUUUGCUCCUUUUCCUGCUAUUUUCACUUGAAGACUUCGCACGGACUAUUUCCAGAUCAAUGUACCAUUUGUAAAAUGUAUUUUGUGCCAAGCCCAAGAGAAGACUCCCCAUUUCUGCUUCUUCACAACGGCAAAUUGAAUGCGUUUUGUUCGCAAUCAUGUCAAUCGCAUUACAUCUACAAAUACCAAUUUUUGGACACAUGUUCAAUAUGUCGACGUCCAAAAUCGAAUUUCAACAUGCUCAAAUCGAAUGUGGAUGAUGUGUCAAGCGUUCAAGUGAAGUACUGUUCGAUGCAAUGCCUGCAAAUUGUCGAUCAAUCGACCGAAUUGCGAAAAGCGUACUUCAAUUCGAGCCCACCAAAUGAAACAUCGCCGCCAUAUUGUUAUUAUUAGGCAUUACCGUACACGGCAACAAAAUGCUAUAUUUAUUUUCAUUCUCAAUUUAAUUUUUAAUUUUUUUUUUUUUUAAAUACUUAGUCCAACGAAUAUUUAGAAACACUUUAGUAAUAUGUAGAUCUUUUUGUUUUAUGGUUUUUUUUUUCUUUGUUUGUUGAUUACAGCGGCGAAUCGAUGAAGAAGAAGAAGAAGAAAAAAACAGAAAAAAACACAAAAUCAUUUCAAAUAUAGCAAAAAUUGUCAAUAGAAUGUUUCCUAUGUUUAAAAAUGCAUAAUGUGUGGUUGUGAUAAGAAUUUUCAUUAUAGAGAUUAAAUAUGACUGACUAGAGGCGAAUUCUGUUUUUCAAACGGAAGUUAUAUAGCCAAUUUUGUGUGAGAGAAAAAAAUGCCACUUUUCAAUGUGAUUUACGUUUCGCUCAUUUGCCAAAUGAUUUUUCUUUUGUUUGUUUGUUUGUUUGUAACUACCAACUUUAAAUGAAUUUUAGCGAUUUGAAAUAAUUGAUCCAUAAAAUGAACAAAGCGAAAAUUCAUAGCUUUUUUGUCAAAAUCAUUUUUCGCGUUUUUUUUUUUAAUAUUCUACAGAGUGAAAAUUUAAAGAUGUGAAUUGAAGGUGGAUUAGCGAUUGACCGUACUUUUUUUCUUUGUUAUUCUGGUUCUUGUCAAUAAAUAUUUCAAAAAAAUAUUCAUUCUCUCUAUGUUGGUUUUUAUAUAUUAAUAUAUAUGCUCUGUUGUCAUAAUUAGUUCUAGUUAUUCGAUGCCAUCAAUAAACAACAAUAAUUAUAUGUUUUUGGAAACAAAUCAAAAA